Molecule: messenger RNA, 531 nt
Organism: Pterocles gutturalis (yellow-throated sandgrouse)
Lineage: Eukaryota; Metazoa; Chordata; Aves; Pterocliformes; Pteroclidae
Gene: VPS37C
Product: vacuolar protein sorting 37 homolog C (S. cerevisiae)
Exons: 4
Biological process (GO): protein targeting to membrane; protein targeting to vacuole; ubiquitin-dependent protein catabolic process via the multivesicular body sorting pathway
Cellular component (GO): ESCRT I complex
Source: RefSeq, a predicted model, not a curated record
AUGGAGACCCUGAGGAACCGGACAGUGGAGGAGCUCCAGGAGCUGCAGGAAAGCGCCGAGGAGAUCGAGCGCCUGGCCCUGGAGUCCCAGGAGGUUCAGGAGCUGCAGCUGGAAAGGGAGAUGGCUCUGGCUGCCAACCGCAGCUUGGCCGAGCAGAACCUGAAGUUCCAGGCGCCGCUGGAGACGGGGCGCAGCGAUCUCUCCAACAAAUACGAAGAGCUGCAGAAGCUGGCUGAGCGGUGUAAAGAGCAAAAGGCAAAGCUGGAGAAAUUUUCAGCAGCGAUGCAUCCUCAGACCUUGCUGGAUCUCCUGCAGGUGGAAAGCCAGAAAAUCGAGGAGGAGUCUGAGAAAAUGGCCGAGAGGUUCCUGGAGGGCGAGGUGCCCCUGGAGACGUUUCUCGAGCAGUUUUCCGUGAUGAGGAAGUUGUCCCACUUGCGCCGGGUCAGAGUCGAAAAGCUCCAGGAGAUCCUGAGGAAGUCGGAAGUGCCGCAGGAACCCAGCAGGGACUCUCAGCCGCAGCUCCCUCCUCGU